This is a messenger RNA of Labeo rohita (rohu), 2056 nucleotides long. RefSeq names its product lysophosphatidic acid receptor 5a (gene lpar5a). Gene Ontology annotation, biological process: behavioral response to pain; G protein-coupled receptor signaling pathway. Bases 105 to 992 code for a protein of 295 amino acids. Gene Ontology annotation, cellular component: membrane. The record is from RefSeq and is a predicted model, not a curated record. Lineage: Eukaryota; Metazoa; Chordata; Actinopteri; Cypriniformes; Cyprinidae. Gene Ontology annotation, molecular function: G protein-coupled receptor activity. The transcript is spliced from 2 exons.
CAAGUGGAACUAAAAAAAAGGUACCUCACUGGAAAAAAACGUUACAGAGGCAUUUCACAUUUCGACAGAGCACUUCUCUUAAACUUGCCUUUAUCUUUGGAAAAAUGCCACACAACAACACAGAAAACUGCAGCAUAUCUCAUUUCAGAUAUCCACUUUUCACUUCCACCUACAGCAUCGUGCUGCUCUUCGGUCUUCCUUUGAACUCUUUGUCUCUUUGGAUAUUGGUUUGUCGGAAUGGCUUGAAGAAAUCCGUUCCGGUGAUCUACAUGGCCAACCUGGCCUUAUCGGACCUAUUUUUUACGCUUUCCCUGCCCUUUCGGAUCAUCUACUUCGCCAAAGGUGAAUGGAAGCUGGGGAACACUCUAUGCAUGAUUCCAGGGACCCUUUUUGCUGUCAACAUCUACUCCAGCUCCUUGUUCAUCACGCUCAUCAGCGUGGACCGGAUGCUGGCUGUGGUGUAUCCGCUGAGAUCUCGACAAUUACGGACAGUACCAAUGGCCUGGGUGUUCUGUGCGAUUGUGUGGCUGAUCAUUGCUGGAGUAGCAGUGCCAACAGCCUUAAACCAUCCCGAAAAUAGAGACACAAAAUUACCUUUCUGCAUCAUUCUGGGCUGUACGGUGGCAGUCGUGCGCCAGUUGAAAGGCUACAGCAUGGCGACUUCCUCGUGCAACACUGAGCUGAGCAAAAGCAAGAUCGUCAAGCUCUUUCUGUCGAACUUGCUCAUCUAUGCCAUUUGUUUUAUCCCAUUUCACAUUGCUUUUAUUCUCUUUGGCUUGAAGAAACUUGAUAUCUUGCAUGGAAAUAGAACUCUUGACUCUUACUUUGACCUACACACUGUUACCAUGUGCAUGGCCAGCACAAACAGCUGUCUGGACCCCUUGAUCUACUAUUUCAGCACAAAGACUAUUCAAGGCAGAACAAGAUGUGAUUCUUCAUCUAGAACCGUCAGACUCGGCCUGGUCCAGAGCAUGAGUUGGAACGGACAGUAAGGCACCAUCCAUCAUAAUCGCUUAUGUCUUUGAGGUAAACAAGCUCUUUGUCUGAGAGGAAAUGGUUAUGUAAAAAAAAAAACCAAGUCUUAAACCAAAAGCUGACUCACGCACAAGAACGUUGCACAUCUCUGCUUGUGUGCAUCGCGUGUAAGAUUUGCAACUCCGUUCAGGCUCGGGCGUCCAAAAGUGGGCGAAAAGGGAAGAAGACACUUAAAGUUGAGCCGAAGUUACUCAUGACCUUCCAAUGUGAUACUUGAUUUUGUUCUGCAAAACUUGCAUUGUUGCAAACCAUUAUCUAAGCUGUUUAUAUUUGCUAAAAACCAAGGGCAGUUGCAACUGAAGGAAUGUUGGACCCUCUGGUUGCUGUUGUUGCAUUAGCUUUAUUUCUACCAGCAUUACAGUUGAAAACUUGUAUAGUUUGUCUUAUUUCUGUUCCUGUGUCAUAAAUCUAAACUGGAUUUUUAUUUCCCUAAGAAUGCACUUAAUAUUUGCAUAGUAAUAUGUACACACUUUUAUUUUUGUGUCAUGCAUUAUGUUAGCUGAAAUAAACCAAACAUACUUCUAUAAGUUUAAUCUAUCACUUUUAUCUUCUCGGAUAAGAUCUCCGUUACGCUGAUUAAUUUACCGUGAAAUGGGGGUGUGAAAAAGUCAAAAAACGUUCACACAGUUGCACAACGCUCACAGGCUGGCAGAAGGAAGUGAAAGUUUCAAGUCAACAGUGUUCAAUAUCCACACCCUCCUCCUCUGUUGAUUCACACGAGGGAUCUUUUACAUGUUGCGGUUUGUGGGCCAAGUGUGCCGAAAGGUCUUGCGUGUGCACUUACUUCUCUGUACUGAUCAACAGAGCGGGAGUAGGGUUUCAGCAGUUUAUUGACAGAUUUUACAAGCGAUUAUUAUUUACAAAGCAGCAGAAUAGAGUGCAUCAAAUCAAACGCCUCAUUUAUUCCAGAUAAAACCAAUUGUUGCUACACCAGUAUGUGGAAGAGGAACAAAUACAUAUAAAUGGUACAAUUAGAAAAAGUGCAAGCGAUAUGAAAUGAUUCCACCAUUUAAAAAAAGAA